CCGCCUUCCGGAGCCAGCAGGGCGGGGCCCGCGUUUAACUCCGAGGCAACGCUUCCGCGAGGAGCGGUAAGACUGAGCGCGGCCAGUGGCUUCUGGGGCUUCUCAGCAAGCGAGGUCCGGAGUCAGGGAGCCCUGCGGCAACGAGGCCAGGCCCGGAGGCUGGUAGGAGCGCGCGAGUCCGUUGGUCGGCUCUCCGCAGAGAGGCGCGGCCGCGCCGGUUCCCGGCCCGGAAGCGGAAGUGCGGGCACCGGGGGUCCUACCCAGUGUAAGCGCCGCGGGAGAGCCAGCCGUUUACCGGCAGCGAAGCAUCCUCCCUGCUCCCCGCGUGGCCUUCGCCGGCCCCGCCAUGCUGUCCCUAGACUUUUUGGACGAUGUGCGGCGGAUGAACAAGCGGCAGCUCUAUUAUCAAGUCCUAAAUUUUGGAAUGAUUGUCUCCUCGGCGCUAAUGAUCUGGAAGGGGUUAAUGGUCAUAACUGGAAGCGAAAGUCCGAUUGUAGUGGUGCUCAGUGGCAGCAUGGAACCUGCAUUUCAUAGAGGAGAUCUUCUCUUUUUAACAAAUCGAGUUGAAGAUCCCAUACGAGUGGGAGAAAUUGUUGUUUUUCGGAUAGAAGGAAGAGAGAUUCCUAUAGUUCACCGAGUCUUGAAGAUUCAUGAAAAGCAAAAUGGGCAUGUCAAGUUUUUGACCAAAGGAGAUAAUAAUGCAGUUGAUGACCGAGGCCUCUAUAAACAAGGACAGCAUUGGCUAGAGAAGAAAGAUGUCGUGGGGAGAGCCAGAGGAUUUUAUCAGGAGAACAGAUCAGUGGAGGACAGGAAUUGUAAGUUAUCGGUAUGAGGAAGUAUCCGAUUGUUACUACCUUCAUGUUAUUAAUGGUAUUAACAAUAACUCACAUUUUUUAGGGCUUACUGUAUGUCAGAGACUCACUGUCAGCGCUUUGCAAGUAUUACCUCCUUUUAACCCCAAACAACCUAAUAUUGCCAUUCCAUAGAUGAGGAAACACAGACGAGUUAGAUUGCCUGUCUGAGCUCACGGUGAUGCCGGUAGUGGCUGGCUGACUCUGGGGUCCACCCUCUUAAACCGUCAUACCAGAACCACUGGCAUAACGCUUACGAAGUGGGGAGCUGCUGGUUCUCACUAUUUAGAUGCCAUACGGCUCUCCUACCACUGUCAGAACAUCUGCUCCUUCUGACCUAGAACAGACACUGGGUCCAGACGGCCAUGCAGAGGAGCCCUGUCCCCGUGGAGCAGCAGUGACGAGUCAUUAAAGGAAAGCUGCCUCAGGGACGGCGCGAGAGAUCCUCGGCCUGGGGCCAGAGGGAGCGAACCGAACAACCAUCGGGGUGUUUUGUCUUCUGCAGAACUGGGGUUCUAUACAUGCCUCCAUUUCAAGGGAACUUGGUUUCCUGUGAUGGAGCUAACCGUGCUUUAUAAUCCAAAUUAAGUCGCCAGUGUUCCUCAGAAGUCAGUCUCCAUCCCUGUCCGUUCCCAAGGUGCUGCCGAUGUGGUCAGACUCUUCAACCUCUGGGAGUCUCUCUGUUUUUCCUUUAAUAGUAAAUGUACAGAUUGCUGUAGAAGCAUAAGGAAGUAACAGCCAGGAGUAGUCACUUCUGUCCUUCCCCUCCCCUGCAAAUCUAACUUCGGGUUUAUGUUCUUUUCACCCCUAUAUAUAAAGAUACAGAUGCUAGUAUAUAGAUGUAUGUAUAGAUAAACACAUGUGGUGGGGGAGGGAGAAGGAAGGAUCACACUGUUUGUAAUCUUUUUUUUCAUCCCCUAAAGUUAUUAGUAUCUUUGCACACCAAAGGAUUAUCUCUAUAUCAUCAUUUUCAACAUUGUGUGCUAUUCCACUGUAUGGAUAGACCGUAUUUUUAUUCAGUCUGACUCCUGUUGUUGGACACUUUGUUUCCAUUUAAAUGUGAACAGUGUCAUGAUGAGCAUUCUCGUUACAUAUAUCUCAGUGCCUCUGCCCAAUCAUUUCUUCACAGUAAAUUAUUAAAAGUGGAAUUACUGGGUGAAACAUAUACUUAUUUUAAGGCUCUUGACAAAUUUUGCCAUACUGUUUCAUUCAUAUUCCUACCAGAUAACACAGUAUCUCUUUGUCUGGAUCUUGAUUCUAAGGUAUUUGGUGCAGCUGUCUGCCCACUCUGGCCCCUGUUUGGGUAAAAGAUGUAGCAUCCUAUGAAAGGAUAAGAGAGCCUGGCUUUCACUCAAGUAACUUGUCUUUCCAAAGAAUUUUUGAAAAAUCUUUGAAAAAUCCCAAAAUAUAAUGUUAUUUAUAAAAUUCCAACCUUGAAUAUAGACCUUUUUGUGGCUUUUAAUAAAAAAAAAAGUAAUAGUCGGCACUCCCUGAAUUAAGUAACUUUCCAUGAAGUGUAAACAUUUGGAACAUGAACAGCAGGAUUAUAGAAUCUUAACUUUACAAACUUACUUUCCGUUGAUUAUGCCAAGACCUACCUUGAUACUUAAUGGGGCAUAUCACCUCCUUUAUGGAAAUUGUUUAUAAAAUACUAAACUGAUAUUUAAAAGUCAGGCUGUACCCAGACCUUGAGGCUAGAGCUUUUCUGCAGUCUAGUCUUUGACUGUGGUACAUGUCUUUUAUGCAUUAAAAAAAAUUUUUUUUCAGUAGCUGCACACUAAAAUAUUUUACACUGAGGCCUAAGGCCCUAGAUAAAAACUAAUUUUUAAAAUUUUUAUGGAGAUAUAAUUCACAUAUAUUGGGAUAUGAAGUCCACAAUUUUAAAGUGCAUAAUUCAGCAAGUUUGAUUCUAUUCAUAUAGUUGUGUGACCACCGCCACUACCUCAUUCCAGGAUGUUCCCACAUCCCAAAAGGAAAACUCCAUACACCUGUGUAGGCACUCCCCAUGCCUGUUUCCCUGGCACCCACUAACCUACUUUCUGUCUCUAUGGAUUGUCUGUUCUGGACAUUUUAUAUAAAAAACCUUGUAAUACAUAGUCUUUUAUGUCUGGCUUCUUUCACCUAGCGUAAUGUUUUCCAGUUUCAUUCAUGUUGUAGCAUAUAAUAAAAAUUUUAGAAAAUAAAACUAAUACUGAACCAACUAAGUACUUAAUACGGAUGAUUGUUUCUAAAUUCAGAAAGUUGAAAAACACAAACGAAGAGGAGCAGAGAGCAGCGGGGGAAGAUGUGGGGGGCUGGCAGGUCAGGGCACAGGCGCAGCAAGAGGAGGAAUGAGAGCCGAGGAAGCGAGCUCUCGACUGGAGUCGGUUCAAAUGUACUUCAUCGUUAAAUCGUGCUGGGGCAGAAACAGUCAUUUUUAAGUCAGCUACUGGAAUCCAGGUGUCCCAGAUGUAGACUACUUUAGACAGCUGACAAAAUUAUUUUCCCCCAGGACGUCAGCAGCUAGUUCUCCCUCCUGAAGCCCGUUCCUCAGCAGCGCCUGUGAUCCCGCGGGCUCUCAGAGACAUGCAUUCUUCCACACUCUGCCUACUAGCAGUUACCUUGGCACAGGCUGGCAUUGGUGUUGGCCUUGUGGGUGGCUUUUGUUUUACUUAUUUUAAACCUUCUGCUUAUUAUCAACCCUCCUUCAGUAGAGUUUAUCUGAGCCGAGUAGGGAAAAAGCGCGACUGAUGUGAAUCGCAGACGGCUCCUGAUGGAGGCGCUGUGUAUUUAACAGCUCUUUGCCGUCUCUGUCCAUGGAAGGAAACGGUGAUAGAAAUGGUUGUCUUUUGUUUGACUUUGGACUGCCUGUCACAUUCUGGCAGCCUUAUAUCUUGUUUAUAUUACUGUUGAAGAUCAAGUUGCUACCAUUUCACUUGUUAUGGGUAAGGAAGAACCUACUUUAGGGGAAAAAAUGUCUCUGUGGGUAAUUCAUAAGCAGACUGUAUGGCUCCUGGGAGCCGAAGGCUGUGGGGCUUUGAGCAGAGACGCAACGGCGUGAACGCCACAGUGGAAGUCUUAACCCAUGAGAGUGGCUGCUCGUUGGUUUCCAGUCCAGAAUUAUCAGCCUUAUACUGUUUUAAUAAGAUCAGAUGCUUGUAUAGCUUUCAUUCUGCAUUUUACUAUAAGGCAUCUGUCUUUACAUUUUUAAAUUGGGUGAUUUACCUGCACUGAGAGCUGUUGGUCUAGUGGAGGCGCUAUAGAUGAGACAAAAGAAGUAACAGAGUUAUUGCAUUAAAAAGAAAAAAUAUGUGUAUUAAAACUAGAAACUUCUAUCACCCUCCUAGAGCUUAACUCUGCUGUUCUGUAGUGACUGUUGCUUUUCAGCCUCUAAAGGUACAGGGGGUUUAAACUGAAGCAUGGGCCCUAAGAGGGAAUAUUAUUUGCCACCACAUGCCUGUUCCAUGCAGUUCACUUGCUAGAAUUGUGCUUCAUGUACUUUAAUGUACAGAAUUAUCAUUUGGGCCCCACCUUCCAGAGAUGCUGUCAGUAAAUCUGUGGAAGAUGCAGCCUUCUGCAUUUAAACAAGUCAUCCAAAUGAUUCUGGUAAAGGAGGUCUGGGUUUUAUGCAACACCAACUUACAGAAUGGGAGCUUGGGGACAAGGAGAGAGAGGGGUCUUGGUGAUACCACCAGAAGGAAUGAGAACUGGGAGAUGGAAAGUAAGAGAAAUUCUUAAAAGCAAGUGAAAUGCACCAAAGACAAAAUUUCCGUUAGUCAAGUUUGCAUAAGGCUUUGCCGGUGGAGGUGUAGCAUGGGAAGUAAUUUGCCGGUGCACCUUCGGUGUGGUGCAGAGGCUGUAGACGCCCUGAAUAAAGGUCUCUGGGCUGGUUGAAAAUACGCAGUUCAGUCCCCACUGUGUCCCAGCCCCCCUUCUCCAGGACAGGGCUGCCUGCCCACUCGAGCUCAGCAGGGGCAGAGGAGGGAAAGAAGGAAGCUGUUUGUGUGUUAACUGCUGCUUCCCCCCAAGCCAGGGGUGCCCUGGCAAUGCCCUCUUGCUCUCCUGAGUUCUUGUGAUCAUGAGGAGUCUUGUGUCGAGGGGAGAACGAAGUCUGGAGAGAAAAUGAGAUCCUGAGGAAAAGGAGAGACCUGGACAUUCAAACUCACUCAGGCAGAAUCACUGGAUCCCUGCUACGUGCGAGCUGUCGGGUUCGGCCUUGAGGGUAGUACAGUGGGAGCAGGGCUGGCAUCAAGUUUGCCCUGAUAGAACCUAGAGUCUCGUAGGGGCGGCAGAUGCUGUAUAGCUUCUCAUACAACUAAUCAUGUAAUUUAAACUGUGAGGAAGACUUCAAGGGAAGUAUAUCAGGUGCUGUGAGGUUAUUUCAUGGGUGGUUUUUACGUAGUUCGAGGGGACAAACUGUAGGGGCAAAAGGGAAAAGCUAGUGAAUGAAAAAGGACAGCAGCCAAGAGAUAGAUGGAAAAAUAGAUUUGUGGCGCAUUACAGAAACCAAGGAGAAGGGGGUGUCGGGGGCAGGUUUGUAGUCAAAGCCAGAUGCUGCAGAGACGUGAAGGAAGCUGAGGGCUGAGGCUGGUCUGCUGCAUUUGGUGACUGAAACUGUUGUAAUGAAAGGUUCAGGAUUAAGCGAGCCGAAGGCAGGUUACCUACCGAUGGUUAAGAAAUGAGAGGGUGGUGAAAUGUGAAGUACUGUGAUAGAGCUCUUACACUCAACUUGAAGUACCUUGUAAUGUGCUGGCUGUGUUUACCUGUCUCCUCAGCUAGAUUGACAGCCCCCUGAUGGCAAAACCAGACCCUCGCCCUGAGUCGGCAGGUAGCAUUAGAGUCACCGACUAGAGGUCUCGGACCUCGGACCUGCUACUGGUCCCGCAGAGAAGCCGCGUGCCUGGGGCAUGAGCAUCUGUUUCCUCAUCUAUGAAAGGGUGACGUUCCUAACUUCCCUAUCACAUGGGCUGUCGGAAGGAUCUAAUAGGAUGAAAUAUACAGAUGGACUUUGUGAGCUGAAAAUUAGUAUUCUAGGGAAGAUACUGAGAAUAUUCAGUAAGUGAUAACAGCUACUUAGAAGUUCUGUGCUGAUUAGUUUUUUGUUUGUUU
Messenger RNA from Manis javanica (Malayan pangolin), 5939 nucleotides. RefSeq names its product SEC11 homolog A, signal peptidase complex subunit (gene SEC11A). Gene Ontology annotation, molecular function: serine-type endopeptidase activity. The record is from RefSeq and is a predicted model, not a curated record. Gene Ontology annotation, cellular component: membrane; signal peptidase complex. NCBI's taxonomy places the organism in Eukaryota, Metazoa, Chordata, Mammalia, Pholidota, Manidae.